Molecule: messenger RNA, 3466 nt
Organism: Manacus vitellinus (golden-collared manakin)
Lineage: Eukaryota; Metazoa; Chordata; Aves; Passeriformes; Pipridae
Gene: FADD
Product: Fas associated via death domain
Biological process (GO): regulation of apoptotic process; signal transduction
Molecular function (GO): protein binding
Source: RefSeq, a predicted model, not a curated record
GGCUGAGGCGCCGCGCUGCUGAGGCACCGGGGCCCGUCCCUGCAGCAGGACAUCGGCCUCCAACACAAAUCCUCCAUCACAAAACAAGCCCGUUGGGCUCGGGGUGUGUGGGGGUAGGUGGUUUGAAGCGCUAGGUUCCCAACCCCAGGCUGCGCGGCGCCGAGGUCAGAAAACUACAACCCUCACGGGCGGUGCCACCGUCGCCAUGUUAGGGCGGGGAAACCCGCGGUCACGAAUGGCGUUCGCCUGCGGAGCGUGGGACCAGGACGCCUCUAGCCACCCCGCACUCGGCGCGGGGCCCACUGUGAGCCCGUUCCUGAGCCUUCUGCUCUCCAUCUCCGCGGGGUUGUCCGAGGCCGAGCUCGACUCCAUGAAGUUCCUCUGCCGCGACAAGAUCACAAAGAGGAAGCGCGAGUCUGUGCGGAGCGGUAGGGAGCUCUUCGAGAUCCUGAUGGAGCAGCAGCACAUCGGCAGCGACAACCUGCAGUUCCUCAGGAAACUACUCGAGCACAUCCGCAGGGGCGAUUUGUUGUCACAGCUGGAGCAGUUCGAGGAGGAAGGAGGGUUUGGUACUCCUGAUGAUCAGCCAGAUGAGCAGGAAAAACGUCUUCUCAAGUUAGCUAAUGAUGUCAUAUGUGAGAACAUUGGGAGAGACUGGAAAAAGCUGCUGCGACAACUUGGCAUGCCAGAAGUGAAACUGGACAGAAUAGAGGCAGACUAUCAAUUUAAAUCGUAUGAGCAGCUUGUCCAGGGACUUCGAGAGUGGCAGAGAUGGAAGGGAAAAGAUGCAAAGGUGGCUGACUUAAUAAAAGCUCUUCGGGGCUGUCACCUGAAUUUGGUGGCAGACUUAGUUGAAGAGAAGAUCUCACAGCUGAACCUGGAGCCAGAUGAAAUCAAUAUCAAAACACUUUCAUGCCCCUCAGAUAUGGAUGAAAAAAGCAAAAGUGCCGCCUUCUCUUCUGGACCAAAAUACUUAUCACUGGUUGCUUAUUGUGCCAUUAGUUUAGGUGCCUUAGUAAAUUAAUUUCUGGACACAGGAAAAUUAACAUGAAAACAGAUUCUUUUCAGGUGACACUUUGUAGCAUGAUGCUUCCUUUAAGAUAUUUUAGCUUUUAGAAGACCUGAGCACCAUUUUGUAGAAAUUCUCACACUUUUGUUCUGCCACCCACCUGAAAAGAUUUGCUUUAUUGCAGAUGCUUUUUGAUUCAUCUUCUCUGGAAAUACAUCCAUGAGACACUUCUGAGGUAAUUGUGGUUUAAAAUUUCAUGGAGAGGUUGGUUUUUUUUUUUUCCCUAUUAUAAAUGUAAUGUGAAAGGGAGAAGGAGUGUCUUAGCUGUGUACUGGAUUUUCCUUCUGAGAAGCAUAAUAUAAUUUGCCAAAUACAUUUGCUCUCUAUCAAAGGAUACUAAGAUGACUGUAACCUUAGACCCCAAGACUGCAGUGCAAGAGAGGUAUUAAAUGUUGUGGUGGCUUUUUCGUAGUAAAAAUAUGCCCAGGUUUGAAAAUGAACUGGUUUAAAUCAGUACCAAGUGCCUUCACCGUCCUGAAGAAAGUGUUCUCCUGAAACUACCGAAGAAGUUCUGUCUCUCAGAUGUUUACAGCAGCCUCUUUUGAAAGCUGUGCCUGCUUUAGGAUCCUUUGCUAGGAAUUCUUUCCUAACUUCUGUCACAGAGGCUGCUCAUGGUUGCUGGCAAGUGCAGCUCAGCUCCUGGUGACAAAAAUGUGUACUGUGCCAAAAACCUAGAAAACAAACUGGUUCCUUUUGGAGGGGUGUGAGUAAUUCUGUAUCGUGGACUUUUUUUCUGGCAAUAUCCUGUGAAGAUCAGCUAUCUCUGGCCAGGUUGUUCUCUUCAAAGAUCCCUCCAGACCCCAUAGCUCUUCCAAGUCCUGUGCCAUUUUUUUAGUUCAUUCCCAUUGCUUGACAUUUUCACAGGGGAAAGAGGAUUUAUGAACAAGACCAGAUUCAGUUCUCAGGUUUAAUCUGGGACAGACUUCACUAAAUGACCUUCACACCUGACCUAAGGCUGGAAAAUUUGCGCAAGCUUUAAGAUGUGCAGAGCUGUAGAGGCCUCUGGGGACCAUCUCCUGUGCCAGGGGGGAGAGUCCUCUGAAAUUGUUAUUGCUUGAAUGGUUGUGGGAUUGUUUGCUACUGCAAACAUCCUCCAAACUGCCUGAAUAGAUGCUUGAAGAGGCUUCUUUUUUGCUACUGUAUUUGUCUGCCUUUUAGCUCCUUUCGAGUUCUUUUCACGUGGUGCUAUGACUGUGAAGGCCAGGUGUAAGCAUGUGAUGUGUCACUGCUCUGCAGAAAUGUUGUGACAAUGAUAAUUUUCAAGUUUUUGUUACAGUUGGUGCCUCUUGUUUAAGCAGUGACUCUUGAAUAUUUAAUUGAAGUUAAUGGAAACUGCUGUAUGUUCACAUGACAGAAAAACAUUUCAUUGUGUUGACAUUUUUCAUUGUGUUUUCAUCAAACAUUUUCACAGUGUUUUUUCCUUAAAUGAUUUUUUCCCCCAUUCCUGGAAGCGUUCAAAGCCGAGUGGGACAGAACUUGGAGCCACCUGGUCUAGUGGAAGGUGUCCCUGCCCAUAGCAGGGAGUGGAACGGAAUGAUCUUUAAGUUCCCUUCCAACACAAACUAUUCCAUGAUUCUGUAAUGAUUCUCAGUAUCUUCCUAGCUGUAGUAUAUUAAGUAUCAGUGAUUGUAUCCAAGCAUAGGGUAAUCUAGGAGUUUCCGCCUGUCUGCAUUUUGGGCAGGCAGAGUUCUCCAAGUACUGAUUCUAAUACUUGUAUCAGUUGCCAAUUCCAGACUCCCAGGAGGAGAUACAGUGCUGUGCUUCAUCUGAAUGACCAGCUCAGAUGUUUUGGGGUUUUUUGCUUAAUAGACACAGUAUUCAUUCUGCAGUAUCUAAAGAAAAUGAUUGCUUCAGACUUUUUUCUUUCUCUGAGCACUCCUUCUGAGCAGAGCAGAGAAACGAACAAGAUGAGUUGUGUGUGUGGUGAAACAGCUCUGCAGCAGUUCCAAUCUCUCUGGUAACAUGUUUUUCUUACCCAUUUUUAAUAAGUCUUCUGGUUUACAGAAGAGAGAUUGAUCUGGAAUAUAAAAAAUAUACUGACUACUGCAUAGAACCAAGAUAAUUUAGGAAUCAAUCAGAUUAAUUUGUUAGUAGUAGCCGAACACUCAUCAGCUACAAGAAAUAUUCUGCCUCAGAAGAUAAAAACUUCUUGUUUUCAUAAGGAUUUGUACUUCAUUAAUGUUUUACUGCAUAUGAAAGCAAUGACCUAGAUUGCAUCAGUCUGUACAGUACCUCAGGGCCAAUUAAAACUGAUUUUAUUAGAGAUUAAAAUGUUUAUGUGAGAACAAAAUCAAAUGAAACAAAGGGAACAAAACCUUUUUUAUUGGGAGGAGGGAUAAGGAAAACGGGUGCAAUUUGUAAGGAAACGUUUUCUGAUCCAGUUACCAGUUACCAGUU